Microthlaspi erraticum is the source of this 1077-nucleotide messenger RNA. The record is from the annotation of a GenBank genome assembly. NCBI's taxonomy places the organism in Eukaryota, Viridiplantae, Streptophyta, Magnoliopsida, Brassicales, Brassicaceae.
AUGUCGGUGAAACUAGUCCUUACUUCAGCGAUUUUGUUGAUUCUCGUCGCCGCGGCGACGGCGGAAGAGAUCGGAUUCGAUGAAUCCAAUCCGAUCAGGAUGGUCUCCUAUAGUCUCCGGGAGGUUGAAGAAACCGUCGUCCAGAUACUAGGCCAGUCCCGUCAUGUCCUCUCCUUUUCUCGCUUCGCUCACCGGUAUGGGAAGCGGUAUCAGAGCGCGGAGGAGAUGAAGCUCCGGUUCUCUGUUUUCAAGGAGAAUCUCGGUUUAAUCAGAUCCACCAAUAAGAAAGGCUUACCUUACAGACUCUCUGUUAACCAAUUUGCUGAUUUGACAUGGCAAGAGUUUCAAAGACACAGUCUUGGUGCUGCUCAAAACUGCUCUGCCACUUUGAAAGGCACCCACAAGCUCACUGAAGCUUCACUUCCAGCAACAAAAGACUGGAGAGAUGAUGGAAUUGUCAGCCCUGUCAAAGACCAGGGACGUUGUGGAUCUUGCUGGACAUUCAGCACGACGGGAGCUCUUGAAGCAGCGUACCAUCAGGCAUUUGGAAAAGGGAUAUCUCUCUCAGAGCAACAGCUUGUGGACUGCGCCGGAGCUUUUAGUAACAAUGGUUGUCAUGGUGGACUUCCUUCACAAGCUUUUGAAUACAUCAAAUACAACGGUGGGCUUGACACAGAGAAGGAUUAUCCUUACACUGGUAAAGACGGUGACUGCAAGUUUUCAGCUGAAAACAUCGGUGUACAAGUUGUCGACUCUGUUAAUAUUACUCAGGGUGCAGAAGAUGAAAUGAAGCACGCAGUUGGAUUAGUAAGGCCAGUGAGUGUGGCGUUUCAGGUUGUACAUGAGUUCCGGUUUUACAAUAAGGGAGUUUUCACUAGUACUACUUGUGGAAACACUCCAAUGGAUGUAAACCAUGCUGUGUUGGCAGUUGGUUAUGGAGUUGAAGAUGGUGUCCCGUAUUGGCUUAUAAAGAACUCAUGGGGAGGUGAUUGGGGAGAGAGUGGCUAUUUUAAGAUGGAAAUGGGGAAGAACAUGUGUGGUGUUGCAACAUGUUCAUCUUACCCGGUUGUGGCCUGA